AUGCAUUACGUCCGGGACUGCACCUACACGAAGCAUGUUUGCCGGGACUGCAAGCAAACCGGCCACAAGGAAGGUUACUGUGGAUGCUACACAUCCAAGGCGACGACGUCCAAGAAGAAGAAAACCGUCAACGGAAUUUUCUGCAUCAACCAGGUGAGCUGUACAUCAAGGCGGAAGUUCCUGACUGUGGACAUCAACGGGUCACAAGCUACUCUUCAGUUGGACACUGCGUCGGACAUCACCAUCAUUUCGCAGAAGGUGUGGAGGAUGAACCUGGGAUCGCCAUCACUCACAACCACAACACGGACUGCCAAAACAGCGUCGGGAAAUCAACUCCAUCUUCUCGUCACGGUCGGAGGAGUCACCAAAACCGCAACUUUCUAUGUAACCAGAAACGGCAUCAACCUGUUCGGAUUGGAUUGGAUCGAGCUAUUCGAACUGUGGGAUACACCGCUGUCUUCAAUUUGCAAUCAAGUCCAAGCCACUUCAGAUCACAUCAAUCAAGUCGAUCGGUACAAAGCUGCGUAUCCAGAAGUCUUCAAGUCCGGCCUUGGACACUGCAAAAAGAUGAAAGUACGACUGUAUCUCAAGCCCGAUGCUAGACCCGUUUUCAAGCCUAAACGACCAGUUCCUUACACGUCCAUGGAGAAGAUCGACGCAGAGUUGGACCGUCUCCAAUCAUUGGGAAUAAUCGAACCAGUGGAUUUUUCACAGUGGGCUGCUCCGAUCGUUGUCGUGAAGAAACCUGGAGGAAAAGUUCGAAUAUGUGCUGACUACUCAACAGGAUUGAACGCUGUCUUGGAGCCGAACCACUAUCCACUACCAGUUCCUGAUGACAUCUUUACGAAGCUCAACGGUUGCCGGUAUUUUAACAUCAUCGACCUCAGCGACGCCUACCUUCAAGUGGAAGUGGAUGAUGAUUCAAAACAGCUGCUCACAAUCAACACUCACCGAGGACUUUUCCGAUUCAACCGGCUCGCACCUGGUGUCAAAUCUGCUCCCGGGGCUUUCCAACAAUUGAUGAAUACCAUGAUCGCCGGUCUCAAAGGAGUGGAUUCGUUUUUGGACGACAUUUUCAUCUACAGCAAAACCGAAAAGGAACAUCACCAGAUUCUCAACGCACUAUUCAAACGACUUCAAGAUUAUGGUUUCGUUUUGCGCGAAGAAAAGUGCAACAUUCUUCAGAAUCAAGUGAAGUUUCUGGCACACAUCGUAGACGAGAAAGGCCUCCAUCCUGACCCAGCCAAAGUGGAUGCCAUUGUGAAGAUGCCGCCUCCCAAAGACGUCACAACCCUACGUUCAUUCCUUGGUGCAGUAAACUUUUAUGCGAAGUUCGUGCCCGAAAUGCAUCAACUGCGACGCCCGCUUGACGCAAUGCUCAAGAAAGACGCAAAAUUCGUUUGGACCAAAGAAUGCCAGAGAUCGUUCCAGCGUUUCAAAGAGGUACUCCAAUCGGAUUUGCUCCUGACCCAUUAUGACCCUUCAUUGGAUAUCAUUGUUGCUGCCGAUGCUUCGCAAUCUGGAAUCGGUGCCUGCCUUCUACACAAGCUUCCGGAUGGUUCAAUCAAAGCCGUGGCGCAUGCAUCUCGAUCACUCACUCCGGCAGAGGCAAAUUACGGACAGAUAGAGAAGGAAGGACUCGCACUGGUUUUCGCUGUAACAAAAUUCCAUCGAAUGCUGCUAGGUCGCAAAUUCACUCUCCAGACGGAUCACCAACCACUCCUGCGAAUUUUUGGACAAAAGAAGGGAAUUCCGGUUCAUACGGCCAACCGCCUUCAACGUUGGGCUUUGACGCUUCUAUGCUAUGAUUUUGAAAUCGAGUACGUGUCCACAACUCAAUUUGGAUAUGCCGACGUUCUCUCUCGCCUCAUCGACAAUUACGUCAAACCAGAGGAAGAUUUCAUCAUCGCAUCCAUUCAAUUAGAAGACGACAUCGAAAUUCCGCUUCAAGAAGCUAUCAGCUCGCUACCCGUGACAUUCAAGUCGGUUCGUGAUGCUACUCUCAAAUGUCCAGUCCUACAGCAAGUGACAAACUUCAUCAAGAAUGGGUGGCCUUCCAAACUCGACAACAUCACCAGCACGGCAGUACAACCCUUUUUCGCUCAUCGAGACGCACUAUCAGUAGUAAAGGACUGCAUCAUGAUGUCUAACCGUUUGGUCAUUCCGGAAAACUACCGUCAGCGUAUCCUCAAGCAACUCCAUAGAGGACAUCCAGGAAUGGAGAGGAUGAAAGCUGUUGCACGCAGCUACGUGUAUUGGCCAAGGAUCGAUGACAACAUUGUCGAUUUUGUUAGAAGAUGUGAAAGCUGCGCUAUCCAUUCGAAAACACCGACGAAAGUUUCCCUGCAAUCCUGGCCAUUAACCAAAUCUCCCUGGGAACGUCUUCACAUCGAUUUCGCUGGCCCGCUCAACGGUUUGUACUUUCUGGUAGUUGUUGACGCCUUUUCCAAAUGGCCAGAAAUUCGCAUCGUACGAUCCCCGACAUGGACAUCCGACAUGGACGAGAACACAGCAGUAACCGAGUUCCUGAACGAGCUGUUUUCACGAUUUGGAAUUCCCAACGUCAUAGUUUCCGAUAAUGGCACCCAAUUCACAUCGGAACAGUUCGCAGUUCUGUGCAGAAGAAACGGCAUUCAACACUUCCGGAUUUCACCGUAUCACCCUCAGUCCAAUGGUCAGGCGGAACGAUUCGUCGAUACUCUGAAAAGAUCUUUGCACAAAAUCAACGAGGGGGAAAACAUGUCAGAAACGCUCCAGACUUUCCUUCAAGUAUACCGGACCACUCCAAGUCGUGUGCUGGACGGCAAGACUCCAUCGCAGCUGAUGCUUGGUCGGAACAUGAGGACAACUCUGGAUCUGCUCCAUAAUGAACAACCACCACCGGCAAUUCGCAAUCACCACCAAGAAGAGCAGUUCAACCGAAAGCAUGGAGUAACUACACGAGACUUCCAUCGAGGUGACAUGGUCUACGCCAAGGUCUACAGCAGCAAUACCAAGUGGCAGUGGGUUCCCGGCGUCAUCAUUGAAGCUAUCGGACGAGUCAACCAUAACGUACUAUUGGACGACUGGCAUGGACGAAAAAAGCUGAUAAGGUCGCAUUCAAACCAACUCAAGCUCCGUUUCAAUGAAGCAUCGGUCGCAACGGAUUCAACCGCCUUGGACAUCCUGGUAGACAUGUUCAGUCUUCAAACAAGAUCACCGGCAUCGCAAGUCCAAAGGAUUCAACCCGAGCAAGAGACGAUUCCAAUUCCAUCAACCUCCAGUUUUGAACCACAGCCUGAAAUGGAUGAUCAAUUACCGGCAGUUUCAAAUCAACCAGGACGCACUGAGGACGGUUCCGAGUCAAUGAUAGAGCAUGGUCGAGCCGAACAGCCAGAACUAAUCGAUGACACCAAUGAUCCACCGGUCGAGGUCAAUUUCGCACCAGCAAGAUCAAGCCGCCCUCAAAGAACAAUUCGGAUGCCUUCCAGAUUUGAACCAUACCUACUUUGGAGAUAA
Aedes albopictus (Asian tiger mosquito) is the source of this 3498-nucleotide messenger RNA. RefSeq lists its product as uncharacterized. Gene Ontology annotation, molecular function: nucleic acid binding. The record is from RefSeq and is a predicted model, not a curated record. The transcript has 3 exons. Gene Ontology annotation, biological process: DNA integration. Bases 1 to 3498 code for a protein of 1165 amino acids. Lineage: Eukaryota; Metazoa; Arthropoda; Insecta; Diptera; Culicidae.